Molecule: messenger RNA, 1687 nt
Organism: Phragmites australis (common reed)
Lineage: Eukaryota; Viridiplantae; Streptophyta; Magnoliopsida; Poales; Poaceae
Product: tryptophan synthase beta chain 1-like
Exons: 5
Coding region: 90-1490 (466 amino acids)
Biological process (GO): L-tryptophan biosynthetic process
Cellular component (GO): cytoplasm
Molecular function (GO): tryptophan synthase activity
Source: RefSeq, a predicted model, not a curated record
GCCACACCACCACACCACACCACCCCGCCCGCGUGCGUCACCUCAUCCCCCUCUGGUUCUUUGCUGCUGCUGCUCCCUCCCGUGGUCCCAUGGCGGCCUCAUCUGCAGUCAGGAGCCCCAGCACCGCCGCCAGGGCUGCUGCGAUUCCGCUCCCCUCCCGCGCGGCGGUGCGUGUGGCGGCGCCCGCGUCCGCCCCUCCGCGGAGGGGCGCCGUGGCCGCGGCGGGAAUGCAGCCGGCGAAGGCGGUGGCCGCUGAGGUGGAGAGGGGGAGCGGCCCCGAGGCCGGCGGGCUGGCGAGGCCCGACGCGAUGGGGAGGUUCGGCAAGUUCGGGGGCAAGUACGUGCCCGAGACGCUGAUGCACGCGCUCACCGAGCUCGAGGCCGCGUUCCACGCGCUCGCCGCCGACGGCGAGUUCCAGAAAGAACUUGGCAGUAUUCUCAAGGAUUAUGUCGGCCGUGAGACCCCACUGUACUUCGCGGAACGCCUGACGGAGCACUACAAGCGCGCUGAUGGCACAGGCCCGCUGAUUUACCUGAAGAGGGAGGAUCUUAACCAUACUGGUGCCCACAAGAUCAACAACGCCGUGGCACAGGCUUUGCUCGCCAAGCGGCUGGGGAAGCAGCGCAUCAUUGCUGAGACUGGGGCUGGCCAGCAUGGUGUUGCCACAGCCACGGUGUGCGCCCGUUUUGGGCUACAGUGCAUCAUCUACAUGGGCGCGCAAGAUAUGGAGAGGCAGGCGCUUAAUGUUUUCCGGAUGAGGCUUCUUGGAGCAGAGGUCAGGGCAGUGCAUUCUGGGACAGCAACCUUGAAGGAUGCAACCUCGGAGGCUAUCCGCGACUGGGUCACUAAUGUAGAGGAUACACACUACAUCUUGGGCUCAGUUGCUGGUCCUCACCCAUACCCAAUGAUGGUGAGGGAGUUCCAUAAGAUUAUUGGCGAGGAGACCCGGAGACAGGCAAUGGACAAGUGGGGUGGCAAGCCUGAUGUGUUGGUUGCUUGCGUUGGCGGUGGAUCAAACGCCAUGGGUCUGUUCCACGAGUUCGUUGAUGAUCAAGAUAUCAGGCUGAUUGGAGUGGAGGCUGCUGGUCAUGGUGUAGACACUGACAAGCAUGCAGCGACUUUGACAAAGGGUGAGGUGGGAGUUCUCCAUGGGUCCUUGAGUUAUUUGCUGCAGGAUGACGAUGGACAAGUUAUUGAACCCCACUCCAUCAGUGCUGGGCUGGACUACCCUGGUGUUGGACCCGAGCACAGUUUUUUGAAGGAUAUUGGACGUGCUGAAUAUGACAGUGUGACAGAUCAGGAGGCACUGGAUGCUUUCAAGCGUGUGUCUCGGCUGGAGGGCAUCAUCCCUGCCCUGGAGACCUCCCACGCGCUCGCCUACCUGGAGAAGCUCUGCCCAACCCUGCCAGACGGCGUGAGGGUGGUGGUGAACUGCAGUGGCAGAGGAGACAAGGAUGUGCACACUGCCAGCAAGUACCUUGAUGUCUAAACAUCAGAGAGGCUAAAUAACAGCUUCUCUAUCAGCAAGUUUUGAGAAGGCACAACAAUAAUGUAGCGUUGUUCGUUUGGAUGAAGCAUAAAUAAUCCUUGGAAGCUGGCAUUAGCUUGUAGUGUAUUUGUUUGUUGUCUUGUACUAUCUCAAUGAUAUUGAAGUGGGUGAUUAAAUAAACGCCAAGCUUUCUCCCU